ACGUAAUCUGACAGUUCGGAUAGACUCGAUAGAGAGAGAGAGAGAGAGAGAGAGAGAGAGAAACCAGUACUGUAAGCACACAGAGUCAGAGAGAGAGAGCUACCUCUAUCCGCAUUUUCUGGUCAGCCGAUGCUCGGAAAAUCUUUUACAGGUUGGUAGGUAAACCCGUUUGACUUUUCCGAUCAACUGAAACACACUACGAUCCCAAGACACUGAUGCUAUGGACGAUCCCAACGGCGAUCAGACGACGACGUCGUCGUUCGAAGUCUCCUCCGUUUCUUGCUCGAUUUGCCUCGAUUUCGUGACCGAUGACGGGACCAGGUCAACGGCCAAGCUCCAAUGCGGCCACGCGUUCCAUCUCGAUUGCAUUGGUUCGGCAUUCAAUUCAAAGGGAGCAAUGCAGUGUCCUAAUUGUCGUAAGGUUGAGAAAGGUCGAUGGUUGUACGCAACUGGCUCUACGUUUUCAUUUCCUGAGUUUAGCAUUGAAGACUGGACUGCUGAUGAGGAUCUCCAUGAGUUAAGUUAUUCUGAGAUGCCAUCUAGAGUUCACUGGUGUCCAUUCAGUGGAGUGGUUCGAGUUCACUCAUCGUUUGAGGAAGUUGAACCUCCGCCAACAAGAAGUAAGGAUCAUAACUUACAUAGGCACCAGUCCGUAUUUUCUGAUCAACAAACAGCUGCGUCACCUGUGGCUCAUUCAUAUGUUGCAUACUUUGGACCCAUUCCACCACCAACUACCUCAAACACCAGUGAGAAUGUUGAAGAUCGCAACUUCAAUCAUCCCUGGAAUGGCUUAUCUGGACACAAUGAGAUCUUUCCUGCCCGUACUUUUCCUGUCAUAGGUAUCCCCCAUCAAAAUCGAGGUCAUCAUUCCCAUCCAUUUUCUGCAAACAGCGGACAUGUGAACAGUGCUGAUCAAGCUUCAAUUCCACCUGCACCUCUGAGAGCUACCAGGGGAGACCAUGAUGCUUUGACAAGAUCCGGAUCUGUUGUGCAUCCAUUUCUUCAUGGUCCCCGCAGCAUUCAUUCUCAUCAAAGGAUGCCGGCUUCUCAUGCCACCCAUCAUCACCAACACUCACCUGUCAUUCAUAGUGUCAGGAGGUUUCAUGUCCCAAGGGGGGUGCCGCCAGCGGUGCCAGCUGUCGCUCAAUCAGAUCAUACUGGAGGGUUCUUUCUAUCUCCUCCUACAGGCUCAUCAGGCCGGAACCCACAUGAUAUGGAAAGUUCCUUGCCGAACCAUUUCCAUGCAUGGGAAAGAGACAGGGACCCUGCUCAGGGUUCCUUCCAUCAUGCUAGUGGUGGCUCUGAUAACAGCAACAGGUCUGGCGGAUUUUGGCACAGGCAUUGAACUUAAACAACUUGGUUUCCCGUUUCAAGAGUCAAGUAUUUAUGUAUCUCUGUUGCUAGAAGAUUGGACAUAAGCUGUUUAUAUAUCAACUGCUGGAACCAAGAAAUUUGUAUGAGAAGUGAGAACAAGUAAACAGUGUUGUGUUUCUGUACAUUCUGACUUGGGAUGUAGUAUGCCCUGGAAUGCCUAAUACUUUUUGGGCAGUCAGUGGUGCCGACUUGGUUUUCGUUAUGAUACAACUUUUUGGAAAAAACAGGAACAGGCUGUCCUGUGCUAGUUGGAUGAGUACUGAAGUCUCUGCAGAGCGUAGGGUUUUUGUGUUGAACGAAAUGUUUGAUUUUGGCUAUAUUUUCAUUGCAACUGUCAAAAUUUUAUUGCAGUAAUUGCAAAAUAUCAAA
Messenger RNA from Rhododendron vialii, 1743 nucleotides. RefSeq names its product E3 ubiquitin-protein ligase RFI2. The coding region runs from base 221 to 1345 and encodes 374 amino acids. The transcript has 6 exons. NCBI's taxonomy places the organism in Eukaryota, Viridiplantae, Streptophyta, Magnoliopsida, Ericales, Ericaceae. The record is from RefSeq and is a predicted model, not a curated record. Gene Ontology annotation, molecular function: ubiquitin-protein transferase activity.